Molecule: messenger RNA, 10460 nt
Organism: Homalodisca vitripennis (glassy-winged sharpshooter)
Lineage: Eukaryota; Metazoa; Arthropoda; Insecta; Hemiptera; Cicadellidae
Product: serine/threonine-protein kinase tousled-like 2
Biological process (GO): peptidyl-serine phosphorylation; intracellular signal transduction; chromosome segregation
Cellular component (GO): nucleus
Molecular function (GO): ATP binding; protein serine/threonine kinase activity
Source: RefSeq, a predicted model, not a curated record
UGACGUCAGUAUGUCACCUGUGCAAAACAAUUUGGAGCAGUUUUGCGCUGUGAUACAAGUAGUGGUUUUUAUGAAGUGAGAGUUUAAUUUUAUUCCGGUUUUUUGGAUAUUAUAGUGACAUUAAUCCUAUAGUCGAAUAGAUAAACUUUAAGGUUUUAUGCACAACUGCAUAAGUAAUCGGUUAUUCUUAGUUUUAUGUGACCAUGCAAGAAAAGGAUAGGCAGUAUCAGCGACUGGCGGGCGGCCGCCAUCUUCCAGAUGAGGUUUUUCUCGAUUAGUAGGAUACCUCUUUUUAAAUAAUCCAAAAUAAUAUGACAACGUAAUUGUAGUUUAAAUCGUGUUUUAGUGCGUGUACGGAACUUUACAAUUUGGAAUAAUCUGGAUAUCUGGGGAAAGGUUGCCGAUGGGGCGUGGUGAGGAUCUGACGGGAUGACAGAGAGCCGCUGGAUUUCCGGAGGUGGCGCUGGUGUGAAGAUGGAACAUCACUUCCAAGCUGCCCUGGACCCCCGAAAACAAGAGCUGCUGGAAGCGCGGUUCCUCGGCGCACGGAUGUCCGCUGGCUCACAGAUACAAAUGGCACCACAGUCAGGCCUCAACGCAGGCCAGUCAGUUCAUAGCCAGGACUCUAAUAUGAGCACAGGUUCUAGUGAUAAGGAGCAAGACUGCAGCACACCGGAGAAACUGGCGCGGCCCACCUCCGAGAGGAAGCGGAAGCGGAAAGGCGGUGAGGAGGGUGGCGGACUGCCGAGUGCAGGGAAGGGUGGACCUCGGCUGAUAACCGACUCCAAGAAGAUCAACGACUACUUUGUGAAACACCCGGGCAGCAGUCCCAUCAGGCACGGUGGUGCCAAGAGUCCCUCGCCGGCACAGCAGGGCUACCCCAUGUUCCCCCCGUCGCCUCAGGCCACCCUGCUACCCAGCACUCAGGUGCCGGUCGUGUCAGCGGUCCAGGCCUCCGACUACUCGGCCCUCAUGCAGCCCCCGCAGCCCCGUCUGCCCCCCACCACACCCCACCCUGGCCCUGGCCUUGUGUGCAAACAAGUACAGACUGAGCUCACUUGCCAAAGUAUACAAGAAUUCGAAACGCAAGCAUCAUCCGAUUUAGAACUGAGGAAUAAUAAAAUAGAUGAGCUCAAUAGGACCGCAGAAGAACUAAGACACCAGCUGGCAGCACAACAGAAGCUGCUGGAACAGCACAAAGCGCACACGAACAAGUGCAUCGAUGUCGUUAAGAAACUGCUCAAGGAAAAGUCGAAUAUAGAGAAGAAGGAGGCGAGGCAGAGGUGCAUGCAGAACAGGCUAAGGUUGGGACAGUUUGUUACGCAGCGGGUGGGAGCCACCUUCCAGGAGAACUGGACGGACGGAUACGCAUUCCAGGAGCUCUCAAGGCGGCAAGAAGAAAUAACAGCGGAGCGGGAAGAGAUUGACCGACAGAAGAAGCUUCUGAUGAAGAAGCGGCCGAGCAACUCGGAAACAGGGCGGAAAAGGGCGGGCAGUCAGAGUGGAGGAGGGGGAGUGGUGGGGGCUGCAGGUGGGGGAGCGGGGGCUGCAGGACCCACUGUGCUGCACAAUGGCACUGACACCGCCACCUUCCUGAAGCCGGAUGCAUUACCGGGAUUCUCCCAACAAGAGUACUACGAGGCUGAUGAAAUCCUUAAGCUGAGACAGUCGGCUCUUAAGAAGGAGGAUGCGGACCUGCAGUUAGAAAUGGAGAAGCUGGAAAGGGAGAGGAAUCUACACAUCCGGGAACUGAAGAGGAUUCACAACGAGGAUCAGUCCAGGUUCAACAACCAUCCUGUGCUCAACGACAGGUAUCUGCUGCUCAUGUUGUUGGGCAAAGGCGGCUUCAGUGAAGUUCAUAAGGCAUUUGACCUGAAGGAGCAGAGGUAUGUCGCCUGCAAGGUACAUCAGCUAAACAAAGACUGGAAAGAGGAUAAAAAGGCUAAUUAUAUUAAACAUGCGUUGAGGGAAUACAACAUCCACAAGGCGUUGGAUCACCCGAGAGUCGUGAAGCUCUACGAUGUGUUCGAGAUCGAUGCCAACUCCUUCUGCACGGUGCUGGAGUAUUGCGACGGCCACGACCUGGACUUCUACCUCAAGCAGCACAAGACGAUUGCGGAGCGCGAGGCGCGGAGCAUAGUCAUGCAGGUGGUCUCAGCACUCAAGUACCUCAACGAGAUCAAGCCACCAGUCAUCCACUACGAUCUUAAACCUGGCAACAUCUUGCUGACGGAAGGCAAUGUCUGUGGAGAGAUCAAGAUCACGGAUUUUGGGCUAAGCAAGGUGAUGGAUGAGGAGAACUACAACCCUGACCACGGCAUGGACUUGACGUCCCAGGGAGCCGGCACAUACUGGUACCUACCACCCGAGUGCUUCGUCGUCGGUAAGAAUCCUCCAAAAAUCUCUUCCAAAGUUGAUGUUUGGAGUGUAGGGGUGAUAUUCUACCAGUGUCUUUACGGCAAAAAGCCGUUUGGACACAACCAAUCACAAGCCACCAUCCUGGAAGAGAACACGAUUCUGAAGGCGACGGAAGUGCAGUUUGCCAACAAACCCACAGUCAGCAGUGAAGCCAAGAGUUUCAUCAGGAGCUGUCUGGCGUACCGGAAGGAGGAUCGGAUCGACGUGAUGGCACUGGCCCGGCACGACUAUCUGCAGCCUCCGGUACCCAAGCACGGCCGCCAGUCUAGCACUCAGCAGCAGGUGGCGGCGCAGCAACAGCAGGCGGCACAGCAGCAGGCGUCCUUCAGCAGCGGGAUGUUCAGUGGCAUGAACGCCUCGUCCUCGUCGUAACAGCGACGCUCCGCGCGACCGCGACACAACACGUCGUAACCGUCGGUUGUAAUCUAGUCACCGCCACGCCGUCGCCCGCUGCCCCGCCGCCUAUUGUUCCUACGUUUUUCCAGAGACAGUGCGACCGAACGGAGUGAAGUGCGCGUAAGCAGACGCACGUGUGACCCGCGCGGAGUGAGUGUGAGUGACUUUUAUAAACGAUGCUGUGAUAACUGGUCGACCCCGGUCGCUACUUAAUUUCACAUACCUUGCAGGAGGACUUUUGUUUGUAGCAGUAAUAAAGUGAAUACAGAACUUGUAAAUUUUGUUAUCCAACAAAUUUGGGCUGAACUGAGAUGUGGAUUUAUUUUUUAUUGUAGACUUUGCAAGUUAAAAUUUUAUUCAUCACCAUUAAUUAAUUAUCUGUAUGUCAGUCGUGAGGAGAACCUCUUCCUAGUACUCGGUACAUAGUUGAUAUCAUUGAUCUUGACUAUUUAUUGUUAUUUUAAUAUUGCCACCUUUUUUCAGGCAUGAUUUGUUUUUUUUAAUAAUUUUUGUGUAUAGUCAUGCUUUUAACUAUAUGGAAAUAAACGUUUAGUUGGUUAUUUAUUUUGUUUUCUUUGCUAAUCCUUUUGGUUUGAAUUGCUAUGACUGUCCAAUUUGUUAAUAUUUGACUGCACACAAUCUUUUUAAUCUUAUUAAUAUUAAUAAACAGUUCUUAAUCAUUAUGAAAAGAUAUAAUGAUUGUUGUUUUAAUGAUUUUCAUUCACACAUUGCUUUUAAUUGUAAUUUCAGUUUACAUAAUGGUCAUAAUAGAAGUUUGUUUUAUUCAAGCAUAUUAAUUUGCGUAUGUAGUGUGCUUAAAUAAUGUUUUUGUAAAUGAUUUAAAAUUGAUAGUAUGAUAAACUAAACAUGUAGUUGGAUCAACUUAGUUAGUCUAAAAUUAGUUUUGUGUAUAUUAACAUCAAAUUCUAUAUCUGUUACGACAGAGUCAUGUGAGAAACAAAUAUGCAUAUUUUAAGUAACUGGAUUAAUUUGUGAAUCAAUUGAAAAGAGAAAGAUUACUAUAAAUAUGCCAACAAUAUAUCUUGAAAAGAAUUCACAACAAAAUUUAAAGAAGAAAGACUAGUCAUAAAGAUACAUCAUUGUAUAUUUGUUGUUCUUUAUAAAGUAUUGUCAUGUUAUUGUGUAUUCAAAUCUUUUGUAACACUGAUUUGGCUCAAUUAUGUAGAUCAUAAUUUGCCAUAACACGUAAUUUUGUUUGACAAAAGUGUUAAACUCUUGAGACGAAUGUUACAAUUAACAUCAUUUACGUUCCUAAAAGGUUGUGUUUUUUUGUCAAUCCGUAAGAAUUCCACAAUAAAAAGUAUCUUUCACAAGAUAUGAAAUCUAAGUGAACAAAUUUACCAGCCUAAUGUGUUUAACUUGACUGCUCUAAUUAAAUAACCAAGAAGUGAGAAACGGAGAAUGUAAUGGAUUUAUUUUAUAACAGUAAUCUUGCGCCAAUACAGAUCUUGAUGAUAUGUAAAUAAAGAUGAUUGACUAUUGAUUAAUAAGGAAUACUUUAUUGCCGAAACCACAUGCGGAUGUAUCACGAAAGAAAACAUUUUUUUCAUCUCAGAUAUUUAUGUCUACUACAGAAUAAAUAAGUACAUAUUUGUUUAAAUAUGGAUUUACUUACCUGUUUAUAUUGUAAAAUGAUUUAGUUUUAGUGAAAAUCAAGUAAAUAUCACAAUACCAAAACAUCUCAGUUUGUCAUUGUUUACAAUUAUUGUUUUGUCAACAGAAGUGUACUGAUUUUUUACUAAAUUGUGCAUAUAUAUGUGUGUAAAUAAAAAAAUACAAUAAAUAAAUGUAAAACAAACAAAUAGAUUUUAAAUAAUCGUUAAGUUUGAGUAAAAUAUUGGAACCCAUAUUAAUCACUAAAUUACGAUUAUUCGAGUGGGAUUUUAAUGUAAGGCAUUUAAAUUAAUAAAGUAUUGUUGUUGACAACUGAACUAAUUUUCUGAUUGUAGAAUUAAUUUUUAAUUUUUAUUGCUCUAGCACUGAACACAACUAUUUUUGUUUCAUUCUCAUUUUCUGUUAGUUGAUAUUUCAAAUACGAUACCAUAUUGUUGUGUUAGUUCUUGAGGGAUAAGAUUGAAAGAACGGUUAAGAAUCUUCUUAUGAUGAAUAAAAUUUUAAUAUGUUGAGACAGCAUGAGGUUGUACAGUGCCGUAUAUAUAUACGUAAUAUGUAUUACGAUACAUAUAUGUGAAGUAUGCAUUUUAUAAGUAUGUGAAAGGUGUGUGAAAUUAAGCAGAAGAGGAAUUUUCGGGCCAAGUUCCUUGAGUGACACUCGUCGAGUGCGUUACUGUUGUAAAUAUUGUUGCCUAGUAUAAGCACGUACGCAGCUGUUAAUCUGUUUUUUAUUGUCUAGGUUGGUACAUCUGUUAAUGUUACGUUUAGGUGUUGAAUGCAAUCUCCUUUAUGGAAAACGAUCAUUAUAUAUCUAGGGUCCAUUUUUUUGUUUUCUCGAUUGUUAUGUAUCUAGAUGUAAUAUAAUAUAAAUAAUCGAUAAGGCAUGAUAAAAAUGUUGGUUUUUAUUUAUUCAACCUAAAAAUAUUUUUAGAUCCGUAACAGACCAGGUUUGCACAUUGAUCUUGAUUGUAUUCAAGUAAAAAUGUUACAAGUACUAUUAAGAUCUUGCAAUAGUGUUUGGGACACUGAUAAUGAUUGGAUGUAUAAACCGUGUAUAAAAAGUAUUGUAUUAUUUAUUUUCACUAUUUGAUAAAUGUUUUAAACAGCCUCUCAGAACAUAGUUUAUGACUUUUGUUUUUAAUUGUCAUCAUAAAUCCAAAAUAAGACGUUUUAUUGUAAACAAUCCUAAAUUUAUUAUUUUGGAAAUAUUGGUUUGUUGUUUCCUAAUUUUGAAAUAAUGAUUUUUUUUAUAGAGAACCUGAUACUAAUAAUACAUUUUUCAUAGUUUGAACCUAUAUUAUUUAUGAUUUAUUUAUAAGUAAAUUUAUAAAUAUAAACAUUUUGAAGUAAACCUAUUAAAACUUUUUUCUUUCCAAAACCCCUUUCUUCUGUUUUUUUUGCUCUGAAAAUUCAUUUUCCCUUACAAUUAAAUGUAAAAGAUUUUGUUUAUAUAUUUUUGAUUACACAGAGUAAAAUUACAAAGUGUAACCCAAUUUUAAUGCCUCUACACAGCUCUUCAGACCUAUUGACAAUGCAUUACAGAAACACUAAUCAUUUAAAAUAAGUUUGUAAAAAAAACACAUUCAUAAUUAUUUAAACGUUUAUAAAUUUAUGUAAGCAAUUUUAAUUUGUUUCAAUUGCAGCAAAUUAAAUUUCUUACUGUCCACAAUGUGAGUUGACAACAAAAAAGGACAUGAAAUCAACAAUUUUUAGCUGCCUGCAUUAUAAAUUCACAACAUCUAAAAAGUAAUGCACAUUAAAAUCUCAUACAUAAAAAAGUAAAAUUAAACGAAUUUCAUAGAUUGUUUGGGAACUUGUUUUAGUACAGGAUAUAAAAUUGACAUCCAGAUGUCGUCAAAACAGUUGAGUAUUUUUCCAUUGUGUGAGCCUGUAAAAAUGUUGUGGAACUGGGAGAUAUCUAGCAGUCCUUUAGUCCUAUUAAUACUAGUACUUUAGAUUUUUUGGAAAUAUUUUGAAAUUCAGCUAAAAUUCUGAGAUAUAUUAUUUUUUAUUUCAAGACCUGAAAAUGCUCACAAAGCCCUAAACUUGAAAAUGGUGAGAAGAAUAUUCACCACCAGUAUUACAAUAGCUAUUAAAGUUACAUUAAUUUCAAUAGCAAAAAUCGUUUUUAUUCAUUUAUUUUUGUAACGUUUUUAAUGUUAUUUAUUUUAGUACCAUUUAGUGAAUCUGUCCUUCGAUCUAUGUUUUCUAAUUUUUAGAGUCUAAAAUGCAUGGAAGAUAUUAAUUGUAAAACAUUUUUAUUAUCCUGCAGAAUAUAAUUAACCUUUACUCUAUCUAUUGGAUAAAAAUAAUUUAGUUUGUCUUGAUUCCAAAAUAAAUUGUGAAUUUUUUAUUUACAUGAAACAUUCCUUUAAUUCCAACAAAUAUUACCUUUGUAGCUCUAGAUUUUAUAUUCAAUGAUUGGUUGUCAUAUUUAACAAUAACAAGUCUUUGAACUGGAAUCUUUCUUUUUUCCUUGUACAUUUAGAUAAUUAGAAAAUUAAUAUUGGGAUUUAUUGAUUUUUUAAAGUAAGCAUUCCUUCUCUCCAAGUAUCAACGAAAGUUACGAUGUUCAAGACCUAAAGAAUAAAGUCCUUUUAGAAGUAGAGUUAAUAAUAAAGAAGUGAAACACUAUGCAACAAAAAAAGUUUCCUUGAUAGAUGAAGUCUUGUUUGGUAAUGAAAAUAUAAAAUGAAAAUUAAUUUACAUUAAUUUAAAAAAAUGUUCAAAUCUAGUAGGUUUCUAUGAGGGUUUUUGAAGGUUUCUGGGAAUUGAAGUAGAGGUUAGAAGAGUUCUGUUCCAAUCAUUUUGUGUAUUGCAUGUUUCUCAUUCACUUGCCAUUUACAUUAAUACAUUACAGUUUUUAAGGUAGUCUUUGUCAAGUGACAAUCCAUUAAGUUAUUAACAAUUUUGUAUUUUUGCGUUCACAAACAUUAUUUUUGAUAGGAAAUUAUGAAAGUUUUAUACAAGACCUCUAGUGUAGAGCGACUGUCUUGCAUCUGGUAAAUGUUCAGUAAAAAGGAGUUCAUUAAUAGUAGCGCGUAAUCAUCAGAACAGCUAAUAGACAUAAAAUGUAUUAUAAAUUAUGUUCUAGAAUGUAUUGUUCUGAUUUCCUUUUUUUAUUCGUGCAAACUAAGGCUUGCCCAGUUCAGUAUACUUCCAUAAAUUCGUUGUUGCUAAUAAUGACCAUAAAACUAUUCAAAUGACGGUUUUUGGUAUUUGGUAAUAUCGGUUGGUUGUGGGUAAUAUCAAGAAAGAAGCAAUCGGUGACGAUGUAAGCCAACCUUAGAAGUGCGAUUGCAACAAUCGAAGUUACUUCAACUCGGUCAUGGUUGUUUUGUAGUGAAUGUGAUAUACAUAUCGGUGCAAAAUAAUGUUGACCGGAUCGAAGAUAAAAUUUCAAUAAAACAAACUUUUGUAAAAUGAAUUAAUAUUAAAAAUUAAUUUUUAAGGCUUACGCAAUAAGUAUCAUCAAGGUUUUUUGGUUUUAUUCAAUUGAUAAUUUAAUUCAAAUUUAAGAAUAAUCAUUCUGUUUGAUAACUGUUAUCAAUAUGAAUUUAAAAACAUCCGAAUAUGGAGCAAGACACAAACUGUUCUGAAACCAAAUAUAAAUUGCGAAGAAAUUGUGAACCAGAAAUAUUUUGAUACUGUUAUGAUCAAUCGUUUAGAGAAUUUAAACCUAUCCGUUAAAAAAAAAUAUCUGGAUUCAAGAACCAAUAAUGCAAGAGAAAAAUUUGUUUAUCAGGUGUUCCAGGCACAACUAAAACUAUGGUCGAUGCUAUAAUAAAUUAAAGCCUUUGGAUGCCACCUAACAUUCCAGAACACUGUCUUUGAAAGUCGGACAAUCUGAUGUUCUAGAACAUUGGGUGCUGAAUUUAAAUACAUGUGAGUCUCAGUCUAGAAACCAGCAAGGCCUUACUGAAUGUUCCGGUCUAGUGAAAGAAAGUAUCAGAACUAAUUUUUUCUAAAGAACAAAGAGCAACAAAUGGAUCAAUACAAUAGUAGUCAAUAAAUAUCAAUUUACAAGUAGAAUUUUGAAAAACAUUGAGUCUGUUCUUUAACAUUUUAACUUGAACUAUCGUAUUAGAAGUUUAUACAGAUCUGAAAAUAUAAAAUAAAAAACUAGUUUUUUAUAUAUUACUUUUUAAAAUAGUUUUAUAAUAAAAAAAACUUCACGCCUACUUUAUUGUGAUUUUUAUAAAUUUUUCACUUUUUAAAAACUAUCCUACUUUUUAAACAAUAUUAUAGUUAUAAACGAUAACAACCCUUUAUACAAGAAAUAAAAAGCUCACUGUUCUGUGUGGAUCACAAAUUGUUAUACAUAACUAAUUUAUAAACUGUUAUCGCUUAUUAAUUUAUAGUAAUAUAUUAUAGACCUGAUUAAUAUGUCAAGAUUUGUUUUUGCUUUCUAUAUUUAUUUUGGGAUGUUAGAUAUUGAAAAUUGUUCAUUUUGGGCCAUUUUUAUGAUUUUUGCAUGUUUACUUGAAAAAGUAGAUUAUUCGAAUAGCUUGUUUUAUAAUUUAUUAUUGUUGAAUCAUUUGAAUCAAACCAGUAAAUUAACAGAUGUACCAAGUCUGUCACUAGUCUUUCUGUCAUCUAAACAAUUUUUGAAAGCCUGUAACUGAAUUUUGUAAAAUUGCAUCAAUAAUCCUGCGUUGUUAUUGUAGACUUGUAAGUAAGUUACUCUUACGAAUGUUUUUUGGGCCAGUCAUUGUUAAGAAAACGCUAAGUUCUUUGUAAUUAUUAAUUUCUUAAUUAAUUUUGAUUUUGUCCUGGCCAUAAUGCUGCUGUAAUAUAAAAUAUGGUAAUGUCAUAAAUACAAUUUUGGUGACCUAAUUUGUUCUGAAUGAAGUAGGUAUUCUAAUGACUCAAAAAUAAUGUUCUUUGUGUUUUCUUACCAAUAUUUUUAAUAUUGUUGAAACUCUCCUGUAUACUAAUAGUAGUUUUAGAAGGUAAACAAAUUUGUUUCCCGAUUUCAUUAGUAAAAUUGCUUGAAGCAAACAAUAUGUAAAUCAAAUUACACUGUUAAAUUUACUGAUAUAGUUGUGUACAUUUACACUUUUUGUAAUAGGAAAUGUGUUAAUUAAUUUAUAAUUUCAUCAUCAUAUGUUCAUUGGCCUGAUUAUUGUAAAACAUUUAAAAUCUAACAUUUUAAGUGCUGUGCAUUAAAAUUUUGAGAAAUUUGAAUUAGGCCUAGAAAUUUAUUUGAAUAAAAUUGUUUUUUUUCAUAGUACAUUAUGUAACUUGAACAGAUAAGUUAAUUUAACAGACUAUUUUACAAAAAUGUGAAUUGUAAAUAGUUACAAUUUAAUUAUCAGAUAUGUAAGCAGAUGAUUCAGGUUUUUGAAAUCUAAAUUAAUAUUGAUCAUUCAUGAGAAAAAAAUGUCAUACGUUUUAAAUGAAAAAUCAAGUUAUGGUCUUCUUUUAUUAAUUUUCAAUUACUGUUGAAAAUAAAGUAAUGGUAACAAGUUUUAUAAUUGAUCCAGUUUUUCAGAAUUGAGUAACGACUCAAAAACUGUUUCAACCCCAACUCAGAGUAACCAGAUGGUUAUAUUUUACCAUAUUUAUUACACAAUUUAGAUAUAGAAAGUGGAAUUGUCAGAUCUGAGUUACUCUGGGUCCUCCUAGCUUCCAUAAUAUAAAUAUAUAUCUCUGUGCUUCGAUAUUAUUCAUAAAUAUAUAUACUAAUUGUAAAAACACAGACAUUCAAUCCGUGCGUGUAAGGACCGCAAGUGAGGUGGUUAUUUUUUUUUAAAGGGGAUAUUUUGAACCGACCGAUUGCGCUGCGGUAUUUGUGAAGUUGUUAUGUACAUUAUUAUUAUUAUUGUUUCUUGUAAGGACUACUUUUUUAAACAUUGUAUUAUUUAUUUUGUAAGGCGGCGAAAGUGUUGAGUGGACCGAGGCAUCGUCGAGUUAGAACUAGUUGAAAAUAUGGUUUUAAUAAUAAUUACUAUUAUUAUUAUUGAUUAUACAUAAAAUGAUUUCUCUGCUGGGAGAAAUACAAACCGAAA